Cicer arietinum (chickpea) is the source of this 1888-nucleotide messenger RNA. RefSeq lists its product as uncharacterized. NCBI's taxonomy places the organism in Eukaryota, Viridiplantae, Streptophyta, Magnoliopsida, Fabales, Fabaceae. The record is from RefSeq and is a predicted model, not a curated record. Gene Ontology annotation, molecular function: kinase activity.
GGAUGAUGAUUCUUGUGUCUAUGAUAUCUAAAUCAAUCAUCUCAACUGUGGUGCUUCUAGAAUUUGUCAACCCCUUAGCUGAAAGGGUAUAUACGUAAAUUCUGUUACCUCUUCUCCCUCCCUCUUUCCACCUUAUCUUCGCCGUAGCCAUAGCCAUAGCCACAACCACACUUUCUUUGUGUCUCCAAAGACACAGAGACACGUCACUCACAUUCAAUAAUACCAUCAUGUCUCUCUCUCUGCUUCGCGUCUCUUCUUUCUCUCACCCAAUUCAACUCUCCUUCCAAUCUCAUCUUCCUCCUCUCCAAUUAUCAAAUUGCCGUACUUCACGCUCCCUUUUCUGCCGCUAUAGACGCAGACAUUUGUCGUGUUCCGCUUCCAUUCGCCGUCGCCUCUUCAAAGUCUCUUCCUUUGGUGGAGCUGCUGAAUUUGACACUAACAGCGAGGACAACCAUGAUGAAGAAGACGAUGAACAACAUAUAAGGGCUAGGGCUAAUGAUGAGGAUGAAGUUGAAGUUGACGAAGAAGAUGAAGAAGAAGAAGAAGAAGGGUCUAUUAGCUCCUUUGUUUUCCCUGAAAGAUGGGAUGUCUUAGGUCUUGGACAAGCCAUGGUUGACUUCUCUGGCACAGUGGAUGACGAGUUCCUGAAGAAUUUGGGAUUAGAAAAGGGAACAAGAAAACUUGUAAAUCAUGAGGAAAGAGGUAGAGUUUUGCAGGCUAUGGAUGGGUGCAGCUAUAAAGCUGCGGCUGGUGGAUCUCUUUCCAAUACCCUAGUUGCCCUGGCAAGGCUUGGAAAUCGCUCCGCCCGAGCUCCUGCAAUAAAUGUGGCAAUGGCUGGCAGUGUGGCGAGCGAUCUAUUGGGUGGCUUCUACAGAGAAAAAUUAAGGCGAGCAAAUGUGCAAUUUCUUUCUGCGCCUAUCAAGGAUGCGACAACUGGAACGGUCAUAGUUCUCACAACUCCAGAUGCCCAGCGCACAAUGCUUGCAUAUCAGGGCACAUCUUCAACUGUUAACUUUGACGCUUCCUUGGCAAGUGCAGUUUCUAAGACCAACAUACUUGUUGUUGAAGGCUAUCUAUUUGAACUUCCCGAUACUAUUAAAGCAAUAACCAAAGCAUGUAAAGAAGCUAGGAGUAAUGGUGCCUUGGUUGCAGUAACAGCUUCAGAUGUCUCCUGCAUUGAGAGACAUUUUGAUCAUUUCUGGGAAAUUGUAGGCAACUAUGCGGAUUUAAUCUUCGCAAACGUUGAUGAGGCAAGAGCUCUUUGUAAUUUUGAUGCAAAAGAGAGCACUGUUUGUGUUACAAGGUAUCUAAGUCAGUUUGUCCCUCUAGUAUCUGUUACCGACGGUAUCAAAGGCUCAUACAUAGGUGUAAAAGGUGAAGCAGUAUACAUCCCUCCUUCUCCAUGUGUUCCAGUAGAUACUUGUGGUGCUGGUGAUGCAUAUGCAUCUGGCAUACUGUAUGGUGUUUUAAGAGGCAUGUCGGAUUUAAGAAGUAUAGGUACAAUAGCAGCUAAGGUUGCAGCCACUGUUGUUGCACAGCAAGGAACAAGGCUUAGAAUUUCAGAUGCAGUCAAAUUGGCUGAAUCUUUUGAAUUUCAACUUGAUAAGACCACGGUUCGAUCCGAUAUUGGUACUGAUCAUAUUUCCAGUGUCUAAUUAGAUUGCACUUCGCAUUGCGUUCCGAAAUUCUUUCAUAAAAUGUAUGUAUUCCUUCGAUAUGUUUAGGAGUCCUGUAAAUACUUUUUCAUUGUAAAAAAAUAGCUAUGCUGGCAAUUAAAUUACAUAGGCUUUUGUCCAGCCUUUAAUUAGCAAUGGACCUUUUAUUAUGUUAGGUACAUUGAUAUCUUCAUUUAAUUAGCAAUGGAGCUUUAUUUCAGAUUAUUUUUGGA